AUGUCAUUACGUCGCACCCUCCGUGGCCCACCGGCUUUGCUUUCCAGACAGAAGGCCAAAGAGGCUGCCAAACUGGCUGAAGCCCGUGUGGAAAUCAUUGCAGGUCUUAAGAAGACCUACGAAAAUCUUGACCAAGACCACGCUGAUUAUCUGGAAACACAGUUUCUGGACUCGCAGAGUGUCAAGGUCGAGUCACUGAACUUCAAGGCAGAUGGGGAUUAUGAUAUGCAAUCACAACCAAUCUUCUUCCAGCCUAUGCCACGUGAUAAGCUGAUUGAUCACCCCAUCAAUGAUGAGUCUGAGGAGACUAAAGAAGACUUGGCAGUAUUGGAAGGCUGUAUUGAACCUAAUGAAGGCGAUGACUACUUAUCCCGGGCUGACUUCAUGUGCUGCACCCUGGGAUUAGAGUUGAGACUGGAUCUAUCUGGCAGUGAGAGCCAUCUUGAUCAGCAGAAUGACUUUUCAUCUACGAAUAACAUAUGGAUUGCGAAGAUCGAACUCGAUCGACUGAGUGUUAUUUCGGACUUGUAUUGUAAUCUUUCAAUGUUAGAUACCUUCCUACCUAGUACCUACUAG
Messenger RNA from Rasamsonia emersonii CBS 393.64, 576 nucleotides. RefSeq lists its product as uncharacterized. The coding region runs from base 1 to 576 and encodes 191 amino acids. The transcript is spliced from 2 exons. The record is from RefSeq and is a predicted model, not a curated record. NCBI's taxonomy places the organism in Eukaryota, Fungi, Ascomycota, Eurotiomycetes, Eurotiales, Trichocomaceae.